Messenger RNA from Acaromyces ingoldii, 1672 nucleotides. Its product is annotated as pectate lyase. The record is from RefSeq and is a predicted model, not a curated record. The coding region runs from base 165 to 1466 and encodes 433 amino acids. Lineage: Eukaryota; Fungi; Basidiomycota; Exobasidiomycetes; Exobasidiales; Cryptobasidiaceae. The transcript has a single exon.
CGUGCUACAAAUGAGCACUUCCCCCACCACCAUGUCGUCUCCCCCACGCUCCCUUAGCGGGAUCUUUGCGAGAAGCUUUCUUAAAAAUGGGCUUCUAGAAGCAGUGAUUACGACGCCCGUCUCCAGCGUCCUGCUCCUGCUUGUGGCCUGUGAGCUCCUUCAUCAUGCUGGCCCAUCUCCUUCUGCCUCUGCUUGCUCUUUCAUCCGGCCACGCCCUCUCCCUGACCAAGCGUGCAACGCCGGCGACGUACUAUGUCUCACCGUCGGGCACUGACAGUGCUGCCGGCAGCAAAAGCGCACCGUGGGGCUCCAUCGCACACGCCCAGACGGUGGCUCAGCCUGGCGACACCAUCUACCUGCGCGGCGGCAAAUACACCUACUCGGCGGCCACAAAACGUUGCGCAAGCCUGACCGAUACCGUCAGCGGUGUUGUGCUAAACAAAGCCGGUCAGAGCGGCCAGCCGAUUCACUACUGGGCUUAUCCGGGCGAGACACCCGUGCUCGACUUUUCUGCCAUCAAAGACGAUUGCCGAGUCAAGGGCGUGGAGGUCACGGCUGACUGGCUCCAUCUCAGGGGCCUCGAGAUUACGGGGGCGCCGCAGCAGUCCGACAACCACGAGAAUCACGAAUCGUGGGGUCUGUGGAUCAAGAGCAGCCACGGCGUGUACGAGCAGCUGAAUCUGCACAACAACAUGGGUCCAGGCCUGUUCAUUCAGGAUGGUGGCUACAACACGGUCCUCAACUGCGAUUCGCACGACAACUACGAUCCAUACUCGUCCAAUGGAGCCGGGCAGAGUGCCGAUGGCUUUGGCGCGCACAUCAGCGCAGGACACCCUGACAAUGUGUUUCGCGGCUGCCGUGCCUGGGCCAACUCCGACGAUGGCUUCGACCUCAUCAAUGCCUACUCGCCGGUGCUGAUCGAGUCCUCUUGGGCUUGGAACCAUGGCUACCUGCCAGGCACAAAGACGCCGCUAGCCGCUGGCAACGGCAACGGCAUCAAGUAUGUGUCCAAUGCCGCCAAGCACACGGUCCGCCUCUCUGUCGCUUUCGACAACAAGGCUUCAGGCUUCUACGCCAACCACCACCCAAUCGUGAAUGACUUCUUUGACAACACCGCUUUCGGCAACGGGCACGACUUUGACAUGACCGGAUUCGCCUCCGACGGCAGUGUCAAAGUCCUCGGCAAGCUGCGCAACAACCUGUCGACAGCAGCAAAUAACAAGCUCAUCAUCGACGGCGCCGACUCGGCCUCCAACUCCUGGGAGCGGAGCCAGAUUCCCAGCGAGGCCGACUUUGUGGAUACAUCGCACAGCGGCUGGGACGCUGCACGCCAGUCUGACGGCAGCCUGCCAAAGCUGACGCACUACCAUUUGCGACCGACAAGCGCGCUCGUGGACGCUGGUGUGGACGUCGGCCUGCCGUACAACGGCAAGGCGCCCGAUCUCGGUGCAUUUGAGACAUGGUGAGGAGCUUAUGAAUGUCUCGGCGUAGCAAAGGACCGCUUCCUGUUCUAUCUUCGUAGUUGGAAAUCAAAGUACUGUACUGUACAUUGCCCCAUGGACUACACAGCGCUCUCAGGCCCAAGUCGGAUCCUGAGCGCAGAAAAGGCAGCCCGCAGCCGAUUGGCGCUAUUGCGGCGACAGUCUUUCAAGCACUGCCGCCAUCGUGGCGC